AUGAGGAUCACCUUCGCAUUAGCACCAUGCCUGGUUUCCUUCGCAGCAUGUGCAUGCGUGCCCGACUUCGCCGACAAGAUACUGUCUGACCCGCUUACACUACAACAUCCGGCAGUGAUCGCAGCAUUUGAACAAGUCCAGCGCAACCUCUCAGCGUUAUAUAUCAAUACCACUCGAGAUGGGCUCAGCUUCGCUGUCGUCCAUGCGUCAAGCUCAGAACCAGCAUAUGUGUUCAACAACGGAACAUUGAAGUUCAACGAGACUGAUGUGGGCCCAACCGAGACAAAUGCGGUGACGAGCGACUCGAUCUUCCGCCUGAUGUCUUGUUCGAAGAACGUCGCGAUGGCCUCUGCUCUGGUCAUCGAAACCCAGCUCAGACAAAACUCCUCAUCAUCGUCAUCACUCCUGACUAUCGACACGCCCGUCCGCCAACUUCUUCCUUCUUUCGGUCUACCGGAAAGAGACUGGAACGACGGCGGCAGCGAGAUCACGCUGCGUAUGCUUGCCAGCCAUACAGCGGGAAUACCAAGAGAAAGCUACAAUACUGGCUUCAACAUGAUUCUUAGUACCGGAAAAGCAGAUUCGCCGACCAUUGGAGCUGCAUGGGCGGGUGAAACUGCCCAAGAUGUAAUUGAUGGGAUAGCGAUGAAGAAUCUGAUGUUUGCGCCAGGGCAGAGAGCAGCUUAUUCGAAUGCAGGCUUGGGUAUUCUAGGUGCUGCUGUAGCGACAUACUACAACAACAUCACUUUCUCGUCUCUCAGCUGGUCUGAGCUGACAUCGCAGGAACUUCUUCAGCGAUUGAACAUGACCCACAGCUUCUUCGGCACUGUGCCGCAGAAUCUUAUCCCAGACAUAACCGUACCGGGCGGUGACAGUUGGGUCGAUUUGAUCGUAGGCGAAGGCUACGAUCCAGCAGCCGGCAUGUGGAGCUCUGCAAACGAUCUCGCCCGGUAUAUGCAUGGCUUAUGGCUCACGCCCGAGCCUACGCUCAUUACGCCCUUCCAGCGUCGUCAGGUCAUGAAGCCAAGUGUCAUACUUGCAGACGGCAAGCAGCAGAGCGGCCCAGGCUGGGAGAUUGAGAUCUUGAACUUACCGACGAGUGAGGAUGCUAGUCUGGCGGAAGACAGCAUGAAGACAUAUAGCAUCUUUGGCAAGUCCGGCGAUGGAGGAGGCUGGCAUAGCUGGAUCGACGCCAUACCAAAUCUCGGUUAUGGCAUAAUCGUGCUCGUGCAAGGGUCUGGUUUGGCCGAUUACGCAGGUGUCUCGACGAGUACUGUCAGAGAUACGAUACAUGCUAUUCUUGCGCCUGCUUUCGCAGAAGCAUUGAGCAUGAGAACGAAGGAGCGUUUUGCAGGGUUCUACAACGCUGGUGAAGACACUGGACUUAUUGCUGAUGAAGUCGCCACUACGCUCUCAAACUCCUCGACUUACGCCAACUUGGAGAUCAAAGACCAGAUCUUGUACAUUCGCUCGCUCAUGGUGAACGGUUCAUCCGCGCUCGAAGCAAUAGAUCGCUUGUCCUGGACCGCGGAUGCCCAGCCACGCUACUUCUCUACACCUGAAGGGGUUGUCUUGGAGCCGGCGGAGGGCGUAGGCGAGACAGAUGAAUUUGGGCCUGGAGCGCAGGUUUGGAGGAUGAUCUUUCCGGGAUUGGCAUCGUGCGAUUGGUUCGACUUCGACGGCUAUCAUGACAGCAAUGGAUGGCCUGUGAGCAAGGUUGUCCUAAUUGAGAAUGAGGAAGGGGUCGAGCUGCACUACCCACCAUUCGACAUUACUGUGAGUCGAAUGAAGAUACACAAAUAA
This is a messenger RNA of Alternaria arbusti, 1803 nucleotides long. RefSeq lists its product as uncharacterized. The transcript is spliced from 4 exons. Bases 1 to 1803 code for a protein of 600 amino acids. The record is from RefSeq and is a predicted model, not a curated record. Lineage: Eukaryota; Fungi; Ascomycota; Dothideomycetes; Pleosporales; Pleosporaceae.